Molecule: messenger RNA, 6185 nt
Organism: Danio aesculapii
Lineage: Eukaryota; Metazoa; Chordata; Actinopteri; Cypriniformes; Danionidae
Gene: wwp2
Product: WW domain containing E3 ubiquitin protein ligase 2
Exons: 24
Coding region: 96-2699 (867 amino acids)
Biological process (GO): protein K63-linked ubiquitination; negative regulation of transcription by RNA polymerase II; regulation of monoatomic ion transmembrane transport
Molecular function (GO): protein binding; ubiquitin protein ligase activity
Source: RefSeq, a predicted model, not a curated record
CACAUGACCAUGACAUUAAAGCGGAAAUGACAGUUAGCGCUCCACAGUCUCGCGGCGAAUAAAAGGGCUGUGAUGUGAUGUGAUGUGAUGUGACGAUGGCAGCUGCCAGUGUGUCUCAGUCUGCCAGCAUUCAGGCCAUAGAGAAAUCACAGCUGACCUUGAAAGUGUUGUCCGCGAAGCCUCAGUCUCCCAAACUGCCCAAUCGUCACUCUCGUCUGAGCUCGUUUGUGGAAGUGACCGCCGACGGUCUGAGCAGCGAGACCAAGAAGACAGGCAAACGCAGCGGACACCUCGAGCUGCAGUGGAAUGAAGACCUCACACUGAACGUGACUCCUCAGAGUCGUCUGGAUCUGAAGGUGUGGAGUUGUCACACUUUGAGGAAGGAGCUUCUGGGCAGCGCCACCAUCGACUUACUGGACACUCUACGAACACAUGAUGGCAAGAUGGAGAACGUUCAGCUCAGUCUGGUUCUGCAGACGGAGAACAAAGGCUCGGUUGUAGCAGGCGGUGAGCUCAACGUCUGUCUGGACGGCCUGGUUGUUGAUCUGGGAUCUUUGCCCAAUGGCAGCGCCGCCUCAGACAAGAUUCACUCAAACAGGAGCAGUCUGCACCGAGCCCACAGUGAAGAGACCCCCAGCACCAGCAGCCCCCGUGGACGAAGUUUGGGUCAGUCGUCUCGGGGCUCAUGUGGAGAUUCUCCAGCUGAGAUCAGAGGAGCUGCUCUUACGAACGGCGACGUGAAUGGAGAAUCCGCAGAAACAACACCCAGACGCAACUCGAAGAGCACCGUCAACAGCCUGAGCAGUGCUGGUAAAGGUGAAACGGCUGCUAACGGUCUGGAGACCGCACAUCUGACCCGUCCAGCUCCGUCUUCUCCAUCACUGAGCUCCAAUCCCCCAGACGGUGCUGUUCCUCCACCCGCAGCCGAGCCUCCUGCCUCCACUGAGCAGAGCGACCCCGCUAGCGACACACAGAACACCGACGCACUGCCUGCUGGGUGGGAGCAGAGAAUUCUUCCUCAUGGACGAGUGUAUUAUGUGGAUCACAACACAAAGACCACCACAUGGGAGAGACCCCUGCCACCAGGUUGGGAGAAGCGUGUGGAUCAGCGCGGCCGGUUCUACUAUGUGGACCACAACACCAGAACCACCACAUGGCAGCGGCCCACGGCGGAGUCGGUCCGCAACUAUGAGCAGUGGCAGUCGCAGCGCAGCCAGCUUCAGGGAGCCAUGCAGCAGUUCAACCAGAGAUACCUCUAUCAGCCCUCUGGAGCUGUGGUGGAGAAUGAUCCGCUCGGAGCUCUUCCUCCUGGAUGGGAGAAACGUCAGGACAAUGGAAGAGUCUACUAUGUCAAUCACAACACUCGAACCACACAGUGGGAGGAUCCUCGAACCCAAGGGAUGAUCCAGGAGCCUCCCCUGCCGCCCGGCUGGGAGAUGAAGUACACGGCAGAGGGGGUGCGAUACUUUGUGGACCACAAUUCUCGCACCACCACCUUUAAAGACCCUCGGCCGGGCUUUGAGUCGGGUUCAAGACAGGGUGGCUCUCCGGGCGCGUAUGACCGUAGCUUCAGGUGGAAAUAUCACCAGUUCCGCUUCUUGUGUCAUUCCAAUGCUCUGCCCAGUCAUGUGAAGAUCUCGGUGUCCAGACAGACUCUGUUUGAGGACUCUUUUCAACAGAUCAUGAACAUGAAGCCGUAUGAUCUCCGCCGGCGGCUCUACAUCAUCAUGAGAGGAGAGGAAGGCUUGGAUUACGGAGGAAUCGCCAGGGAGUGGUUUUUCUUGCUAUCUCAUGAGGUCUUGAACCCCAUGUACUGUCUGUUUGAGUAUGCCGGUAAAAACAACUACUGUCUUCAGAUUAACCCUGCUUCGUCGAUCAACCCCGACCACCUCACCUACUUCCGUUUCAUUGGACGCUUCAUUGCCAUGGCGUUGUACCAUGGGAAGUUCAUUGACACAGGCUUCACUUUGCCGUUUUACAAGCGGAUGCUGAACAAGAAGCCCACUCUGAAAGACCUGGAGUCCAUCGACCCAGAGUUUUACAACUCCAUCAUGUGGGUCAAAGAGAAUGAUCUGGAGGAGUGCGGUGUGGAGCUUUACUUUGCUCAGGACAUGGAGAUUUUAGGCAAGGUGACGACACACCAGCUGAAGGACGAUGGAGAAAAUGAACUCGUCACUCAGGACAACAAGGAGGAAUACAUCGGUUUGCUGACUGACUGGCGCUUCACUCGGGGUGUGGAGGAACAGACGAAAGCUUUCCUGGAUGGUUUCAAUGAGGUUGUGCCUCUGGAGUGGCUGCGCUAUUUUGAUGAGAAAGAAUUGGAGCUGAUGUUGUGCGGGAUGCAAGAAAUCGAUCUGAACGACUGGCAGAAAAACACCAUCUAUAGACAUUACACCAAAAACAGCAAACAAAUCCACUGGUUCUGGCAGGUGGUGAAGGAAAUGGACAAUGAGAAGAGAAUCCGACUCCUCCAGUUCGUCACAGGAACUUGUCGACUGCCGGUUGGAGGAUUUGCCGAACUGAUAGGAAGUAAUGGCCCACAGAAGUUCUGCAUAGACAAAGUGGGAAAGGAAACAUGGCUGCCUAGAAGUCAUACAUGCUUUAACCGCCUGGAUUUGCCUCCGUAUAAAAACCUGGAACAGCUCCGAGAAAAGCUUCUAUUCGCCAUUGAGGAAACUGAGGGAUUUGGACAGGAGUGAUGGAGUGAGACGUUUCCACCUGGACAUGAAUACCACUAAUGUGGAGCGAACGGCAGAUUUACACUUCAGUUACUAGUUUACCUGAAAACCCUAAAUAUUAUUUAUUCAGCCUCACGUCAUUUCAAACAGAUACGCUGUUAUGUUUCUGUGCACAAUCAGAAUGAUGUUUUAUGCCGAUUUAAUGAGCUUUUGACAGCAAAAAGACUAAUAGCUGUAAAAUAUUAUUUUAUAUUGGUAAACUUAACGGAGACAUAAACUAAAUACAGCGCAUCGCUUGCUUUAGAUUGCACGUUUUAUUAGUGUUUGUUUUCUUAUAUUACUAAUGUUGCCACCCAACCCCUAAUGAAUAAAGGGACUAAGCUUAAGGAAGAUGAAUGAAUGAAUAUUGCCACCUUUGUUCACUAUUAUACUACUGCGCCUACGUGAUCAAAUAAGUGAAAUCAAAUUCGUGUGAAAUUUGACCGCUUUAGAGGGAAGUUAGAACUCGGGGGUCGUUUACAGGACAACGUUUUCAGACAAAAAUUAGGAAACAUGUUAUAUAUUUUGUUUGUUUAGAUGAUUAUAGCAUUUUCUUGACUGAAAAACGUGAGUUUUUGCAUUACCGCAUCUGUGUAAACACCCGAAAAUAAGAGUCUUUAAAAACGAUGACCGCCUACGUAAUUAAGGAUGGAUAUCGUUUAGAUUUUAUUGAUAUCGAUACUGAUUCCGAUUCUACUUACCGAUACUGUUAUUGAUACUUUUUUUUUGUCCAAAGCAACUUACAAUUGAGGCAUUCAGCGAUUCAAACAAUUUAAACUACUAUCCCUACAACUACAAUCCCUACAAUUUGAUCUAUAAAGACAAAAAGAUGUGAAACUAUGUUGAAAGUUGCAAGAUACUUUAUUAUUGUUACCUUAUUAUACGUUUAUAAACACCUUUAAGCAAACAGAAGUAGGCUCAUAAAGCUUUGACUGAAAAACGCGAGUUUUUGAAAACGCCGCCCUUGUCGUGUUCGCGUAAACACUCGAAAAUGAGAGUCUUUAAAAACGAUGACCGCCUACGUAAUUAAGGAUGGAUAUCGUUUAGAUUUUAUUGAUAUCGAUACUGAUUCCGAUUCUACUUACCGAUACUGUUAUUUAUACUUUUUUUUGUCCAAAGCGACUUACAAUUGAGGCAUUCAGUGAUUCAAACAAUUUAAACUACUAUCCCUACAACUACAAUCCCUACAAUUUGAUCUAUAAAGACAAAAAGAUUUGAAACAAUGUUGAAAAUGUCAAGAUACUUUAUUAUUGUUACCUUAUUAUAAGUUUAUAAACACUUUUAAGCAAACAGAAGUAGGCUCAAAAAGUUUUUGACUGAAAAACGUGAGUUUUUGAAAGACGCCGCCCUUGUCUUGUUCGUGUAAACACUCGAAAAUGAGAGUCUUUGAAAAUGAUGACAUCAUACGUAAUUAGGGAUGAGUAUUUUUUCCGAUUUUAUUGUUAUUGAAUCUGAUACCGUUUAUCAAUACUAUUUUCUACAAUUUGAUCAGUUACUUUAUUGUUUUACAGCUGUUUAGAAAGACCUGUAAGCAAAUGGAAGUAGGCGCAUAGUUUUUAUGACUGAAAAACGUGAGUUUUUGAAUAACGCCGCCCUUGUGGUAUCUUUGUAAACACUCGAAAAUGAGAGUCUUUGAAAAUGAUGACAUCAUACGUAAUUAGGGAUGAGUAUUUUUUUUCGAUUUCAUUGUUAUUGUAUCUGAUACCGUUUAUCCAUACUAUUUUCUACAAUUUGAUCAGUUACUUUAUUGUUUUACAGCUGUUUUACGAACACCUUUAAGCAAACGGAAGUAGGUGCAUAAAGUUUUUGUGACUAAAGUUUGUACUCGGGUCGUUUACAGAUCAGUGUUUUCAGCCGAAAAUGCGGAAAAGUUUUAUGUGUUUUGUUUAUUCGUUUACAUGAUAAUAUCGAUUUUGUGACUAAAAAACGUGAGUUUUCGAAAACGCUGCACUUGCCGCAUCUGUGUAAACAACCAAAAAUGAGAGUCUUUGAAAUGAUGACAGUAUACGUAAUUAGGGAUGAGUAUUUAUUUAUUUUUUCGGUUUUACUGUUAUCAAAUCUGAUACCGUUUAUCGAUACUAUUUUCUACAAUUUGAUAAGUUACUUUGCUUUAAAGCUGUUUACAAAGACUUGUAAGCAAACGCAAGUAGACGCAUAACAUUUUUGUGACUGAAAAACGUACGUUUUUGAAAACGUCGCCCUUGUCGUGUCAAUGUAAACACACGAAAAUAGAGUCUUUGAAAACUAUGACAGCUUACGUAAUUAGAGAUGGAUAUGGUUUAGAUUGUAUUGAUAUGGAAUACUGAUUCCGAUACCACUUGUCAGUACGGUUAUCAAUACUAUUUUCAACAAUUUGAUGCAAACAGCUGUAAAAUAUUAUUUUAUAUUAGUAAACUUUACUGAGACAUAAACUAAAUACAGCGCAUCGCUUGCGUUGGAUUGCACGUUUUAUUAGUGAUUGUUUUAUUAUAUUACUAAUGUUGCCACCCAACCCCUAAUGAAUAAAAGGACUAAGCUGAAGGAAAAUAAAUGAAUGAAUGAAUAUUGCCACCUUUGUUCACUAUUAUACUACUGCGCCUACGUGAUCAAAAAAGUGAAAUCGAAUUCGCGUGAAAUCAAAAUGUAUUAAGUUUGUUUUGCUAGCUGACGUUGUUAUUCUUUAGGUGAACAAUUAAUCCGUGCAAGUUAAUUAACAAAAAUUGUUGACGUCAAUCACAAUAUUCUUAGCCACGCCCCUUUUACAAUUAGUUUAAUAUGAGGGAGUGAUGCGCAAAAUGAAAGCCACGCCUCCUACUGAAAAUAAAUGAGUCUCAGCAACUUCGUAGACUUUUAAAUCAAGUAUACUGAGAUAAAUCAACAUUUUCGCGGAUGUGUAAACGCAUAUCAUUUUGUAAACAUUGACAUGUAAACGUGAAACCUUUUAAAAACGCAUUGUCGUGUAAACGUAGCAUCGACCUGUCAAGACGUCCCCCAAAUCAUUCAGCCCUACGAAACGCUUUACCGUCAGCGAAGUCUUAAAAGCAAAAGUGCAAUUUUUUUGGGUUUUCUGCGAGCUGGUUUGGGAUGACGUGAGGUUUACCUUGUUUUCUUUUAAGCAGAUAAGCUCAGCAGCCGAUCAACGAACUCUUCCAGUGUAAUAUUUCAUGUUUCCACUUCAGGGAAUGAUGACUUUACUCCUUAAUGCAGACGAGGCAUUCGAGCCGGCAGAUUUGCAAAAUGAAUUCCCUGAAUCGCCAAAAUAAAAGCGUGAUUUCCCCCUCAUGAUGCAGCAUUGAAAUAUCACAGCUAUUAACGAUAAUAAAACGACGAGCGCAGAUCUGUCAAUUCAGGAUGUGUUUAAGAUGAACUCGAGAGGACCAUCAAUGGAGAACGUGACUGUUUUAAAGUUGACCAGACGUGAUUUUGUUAUUUUGUGACAUGCCAUGAUACACUGUAUAUAGUUGAAAUAAAGCCAGAUAUGGACUGUGA